Molecule: messenger RNA, 821 nt
Organism: Syzygium oleosum
Lineage: Eukaryota; Viridiplantae; Streptophyta; Magnoliopsida; Myrtales; Myrtaceae
Product: NADPH-dependent aldehyde reductase-like protein, chloroplastic
Exons: 2
Coding region: 1-774 (257 amino acids)
Source: RefSeq, a predicted model, not a curated record
AUGGCCACAGGAAGCAACGCCGACACGGUCAGUCUUGGAUCCCGAGGCAUCGGCCGCACGAUCGCCUCACACCUCUGCUCCCUCGGCGCUCGGGUCGUCAUCAACUACGCCUCCAGCUCGGCCCAAGCCGAUGCCGUUGCGGCCGAGCUCAACUCGUCUGACUCCGAUCCGUCUGUACCUCCACGCGCUACCGCCGUCAAAGCCGACAUCUCCGAGCCUGAUCAGGUCAAGCACCUCUUCGACGAGGCUGAGCGCGCAUUCGGGUCACCGGCCCACAUCUUUGUCAACUGUGCCGGUGUCGCGGACCCCAAAUACCCCAGCCUCGCCGACACAACGGUGGAGGACUGGGACUCGACCUUCAAGGUCAACGCACGGGGUGCGUUCCUCAGGUGCCGGGAGGCUGCGAACCGGCUGAGGUGCGGCGGAGGGGGGAGGAUCGUGAUGGUGACAACAUCGCUUGUCGGGGGCCUGCUCCCCGGGUACUCAGCCUACACGGCAUCGAAGGCGGCGGUGGAGACGAUGACGAAAAUCGCGGCGAAGGAGCUGAAGGGGACAGGGAUCACGGCCAACUGCGUCGCACCGGGACCCGUAGCGACAGAGCUGUUCUUCGCCGGGACGACGGAGGAGAUGGUGAAGAGGGUGGUGGAUGCGUGUCCGCUGGGGCGGCUCGGGGAGGGGAAGGACGUGGCGGAGGUGGUGGGGUUCUUGGCGAGCGAUGCCGGAGAGUGGGUCAACGGUCAGGUGAUUAGAGUCAACGGGGGAUUCGUCAUUUGAUUCUGUUAAGGGCUAGGUGACCUUUUUGAUGAAAUGCGAUUUUGCUC